AACAUUACGGCAGUCAAUAUACGGCAAACACGCAGCCGCAGUUUGCUGACCUUCCGCGGUCCUCAAGCAAGCAUGGCCGGCCGAGCUAUUACGAAAGGGCUGUUGGGGCUAAGGCAGUCCCGGGCUGCAGUCAGUUACUCCUGUGGUGGACAUCACUAUAGCACUGCAGCGUCCAUCCAGUCUCCCCAACAACAAAGCGACGAUGUUUUAGAUAAAGUACUGAGAAAGCCGCUCGAACACCCAGACUUUUUCCGUGUGUCGGAGCUCUUCACCCUGAAAGACCUGUUCAACGCCAGAGUGCAUCUUGGCCAUAAAAAAGGUUGCAGGCACAGACUUAUGGAGCCGUACCUCUAUGGCUGCCGGCUGGACCAAGAUAUAAUCGAUCUCGACCAAACCGUGGAGCUCUUUCAGCAAGCCCUGAACUUCACCGCCCACGUAGCGUAUCGCGGCGGCGUCAUACUGUUUGUCAGCCGCCGCCGUCAGUUCGGCCAUCUGGUGGAGUCCACUGCUAAGUUCUGUGGGGAGUACGCCCAUACACGGUACUGGCAGGGCGGUCUACUCACCAACGCCCCCAUCCAGUACGGCCCAGGAGUCCGCUUACCAGACCUCAUCGUCUUCCUCUCCACUCUCAACAAUGUGUUUCAGACCCACGUUGGAAUUAGAGACGCGGCAAAGAUGAACAUUCCCACAGUCGGCGUGGUGGACUCAAACAGCAACCCCAGCCUGGUGACGUACCCCAUACCCGGGAAUGACGACACUCCAGCUGCAAUGGAGUUGUACUGUCGCUUAUUCAGGUUGACUGUUAACCGUGCCAAGGAAAAACGGAAACACGUGGAAUUACUGUUCGGCCUGUAGGCACCCUCCACACCAAGCCGUGACAUAAUAUAUUCUUUAUUGAGAGACAUUAAAAAAAACGUCAAAAAAGUCAAAA
Plectropomus leopardus (leopard coralgrouper) is the source of this 931-nucleotide messenger RNA. RefSeq names its product mitochondrial ribosomal protein S2 (gene mrps2). The record is from RefSeq and is a predicted model, not a curated record. NCBI's taxonomy places the organism in Eukaryota, Metazoa, Chordata, Actinopteri, Perciformes, Serranidae. Gene Ontology annotation, molecular function: structural constituent of ribosome. Gene Ontology annotation, biological process: translation. Gene Ontology annotation, cellular component: ribosome; mitochondrial small ribosomal subunit.